AUGAGUUCCUAGAAAGGCAACAUGACUCCGUCCUGACCUCAGAAGCACCAGAAUACAUUCACCUUCAAAAAUGACAAGUUUGAUAAGAGUGUUCAGCCCAAGAAAAGUAAUGCAAAACUUCAUGAUGGAGUAUGCCAACUCUGCAAAGAAGUUCUUGAAUGGGGUGUGAAAUACAGCAAAUACAAACCACAGUCAAAGCCUAAGAAAUGUGAUAAAUGCUUACAAAAGACAGUAAAGGCCUCUUACCACGUAAUGUGUAGACCAUGUGCCUGUGAACUUGAAGUUUGUGCAAAAUGUGGAAAGAAAGAAGAGAUUGUUAUUCCAUUUAAUAAAGAACCAGAAACUUCAGAAAAUACUGAAAAUGAAGGUUUUAACCAUAGAAGAAGCUGCAAAUGGAAGGAAGACAGUGACGAGGACUUAGAUGCUGACUCUGACUCGGAUGGCGAGGAUGGGGACACUCAGGCCUGA
This is a messenger RNA of Apodemus sylvaticus (European woodmouse), 468 nucleotides long. RefSeq lists its product as uncharacterized. The record is from RefSeq and is a predicted model, not a curated record. NCBI's taxonomy places the organism in Eukaryota, Metazoa, Chordata, Mammalia, Rodentia, Muridae. The transcript has a single exon.